AUGGCAUCAUUCAAGACAUCCUCCCUUUUUGCUAUCACAACUUUGGUAGUGCAGGUUGCUGCUCACGGUCAUGUCGACUGGAUCAUAACCAACGGAGUAGCGUACCGAGGAAAUCCAACCCAGUUCCCCGUCGCUGGAUGGAUUACCGGCGCAACUGAUAAUGGCUAUGUGGAACCAAAUAGCUUCUCCGACCCUGAUAUUAUCUGCCACAGAGCCGCUAGAAAUGCUCGAGGCCAUAUCGCCGUGUCCGCUGGCGACAAGAUCAGUCUCAAAUGGAACGACUGGCCAUCAUCUCACAAGGGUCCUGUCAUUGACUACCUAGCCAAGUGCCCCGGAAACUGUCAGGACGCUGACAAGAAUGACCUUGAGUUUUUCAAGAUCGGCGAAGAAGGUCUCAUUGACCUAUCCAAGGACAGUGGCCACUGGGCUUCGGAUGUUCUCAUCAGCAAUGGUAACUCCUGGACCCUCCAGAUUCCUUCGGCUUUGGCUUCGGGAAACUAUGUUUUACGACAUGAGAUUAUUGCUCUUCACGGUGCAGGGCAAAGAAAUGGUGCACAGAAUUAUCCUCAAUGCUUCAACAUUAAAGUCACAGAGGGUGGAAAUGUACUUCCUGAAGGUGUCAAAGGCACCGCGCUUUACAAAUCCGAUGAUCCGGGUAUCCUCUUUGACCUCUACGUGCCCAGGGGCUCCUUGUCCUACGAUAUCCCCGGACCUACUCUGGUACCAGGUCUUCCUUCAUCAGUUGAGCAAAGGACGACAACGGCUACUGCGACAUCCAGCGCCAAAAUUCCAGGCCAACAGACCACGUCUUCGUCGUCUUCAUCAUCUUUGUCGUCGUCGUCUUCGUCAUCCUCAGCCUCAACAGCAACGCCUGGUAACUCCAGCUCUUCAUCUUCUUCAAGCUCAACUGGUAGCCAAGGCACAACACUCAUAACUACGACUACAAGCAAGUCUGAUUCCACUCCGACUGGAGACAUAAUGUGCGGACCGGUACAUGGCCUAGCCAAAUAUUCCCAGUGUGGAGGAAAGAACUACGUUGGUCAGACUGUUUGCGCCUGGGGAGCUACAUGUCAGGUAGUGAACGAGUACUACUGGCAGUGUCUUUGAUAGGCUUAUUACAAUGUUGUUCUGCGUCAGAGAACUGGUAUUCUUCUCGUGUCUUGGAGGCAGUUUCAGUAUUCGAAUAGUCUAUUAUAACUAACAGUAUCUUUCUCCACAUCAAGACCUUCAUCAACAGAGUGCUAGAGGAUAGAUCAUGUAGUUACA
Fusarium graminearum PH-1 is the source of this 1266-nucleotide messenger RNA. RefSeq names its product endoglucanase-4 precursor. Gene Ontology annotation, molecular function: cellulose binding. The transcript is spliced from 2 exons. The coding region runs from base 1 to 1107 and encodes 368 amino acids. Lineage: Eukaryota; Fungi; Ascomycota; Sordariomycetes; Hypocreales; Nectriaceae. Gene Ontology annotation, biological process: carbohydrate metabolic process. The record is from RefSeq and is a predicted model, not a curated record. Gene Ontology annotation, cellular component: extracellular region.